Oncorhynchus tshawytscha (Chinook salmon) is the source of this 5251-nucleotide messenger RNA. RefSeq names its product serine/threonine-protein phosphatase 2A 56 kDa regulatory subunit gamma isoform. The transcript is spliced from 14 exons. Gene Ontology annotation, cellular component: nucleus; cytosol; protein phosphatase type 2A complex. Lineage: Eukaryota; Metazoa; Chordata; Actinopteri; Salmoniformes; Salmonidae. The record is from RefSeq and is a predicted model, not a curated record. Gene Ontology annotation, molecular function: protein phosphatase activator activity. Bases 853 to 2199 code for a protein of 448 amino acids. Gene Ontology annotation, biological process: signal transduction; protein dephosphorylation.
UUCCGUAAUCGAGGUCAGUAGAAUCUCGAGGGUCAGCGGUCUCAGUCUUCAAUUCCUGUCGUUGACUCCUCUUUGAAAUCGCUACAAAACAGACUUUGUUAAUGUUAAUAGCCAGAGUCAGUCACAAGAUCAACCCUGUCGUUCUGCACAGAUGUAGAGGCUGAGUUUAUAAAUAACUGGAGCCCGGUUACGUGUGCCAAAGUAGAGGAUAACCGCAGACCGCUGGAGAGAAAGUGUGUUCGUUCACGCAGGCGUGCGCUUAUUUGGUCUGUAUCAGAAGAACAACAGCUCUUCAGACAGGAGAAUGCCCCAUGACUAGACAGUGGGAGGAUAGUGAGUGGACUCGUUUGAAGGAUUUCCAGUUGAGUCAAAUCUGUCCACGGCAUGAGAGUGCUACAACAUCUGCUUUAUGUUUGGUGAGACUGAGCAGAACAGAUGGAGCUCCAAAUGUAGUUAACAAAGGACAAGGCUGCAGGUCUCUAUCAAUAACUUGAGAAAUGAGUCAAUAGCAACAUCAAUGCUUCCUCACACCUUCCUGUAGCCACCCAGCCCAGGACCUACAAAGUUCAGACUGAAAACAUUCAGCAGCUAACCUGACGGGUCAAGUUCUGUUUUACCUGUUACAAACAAAGCCAAGAAGUCCCGCUUAGAGUUGGGGUGUUUUCUGUUCACUGGAUGCACUAUGACUAACUUCACCUAAGGAUUUAGGUCAUCAACAACAAUGUCCCUGCGGCGGAGCAGGAGAAGCUGUUUGUCCAGAAGCUGCGUCAGUGCUGUGUCCUCUUUGACUUUUUGUCGGAUCCUCUGAGCGACCUGAAAUGGAAGGAGGUGAAGCGGGCUGCGCUCAGCGAGAUGGUGGAGUACAUCACCCACAAUAGGAACGUCAUCACAGAGCCCAUCUACCCAGAGGUGGUGCAUGUGUUUGCAGUGAACAUGUUCAGGACGUUGCCUCCAUCGUCCAACCCCACAGGGGCGGAGUUUGACCCGGAGGAGGAUGAGCCCACGCUAGAGGCAGCGUGGCCACACCUACAGCUCGUCUACGAGUUCUUCCUCCGGUUUCUAGAGUCUCCAGACUUUCAACCAAAUGUAGCCAAGAAGUAUAUCGACCAGAAAUUUGUAAUGCAGCUAUUGGACCUGUUUGACAGUGAAGACCCCAGGGAAAGGGACUUUCUAAAGACCACUCUGCAUCGCAUCUAUGGCAAGUUCCUGGGCCUGAGAGCGUACAUCAGGAAACAGAUAAAUAACAUAUUUUAUAGCUUCAUUUAUGAAACGGAACAUCAUAAUGGAAUAGCAGAGUUAUUGGAAAUAUUAGGAAGCAUAAUCAAUGGGUUUGCCUUACCGUUGAAAGAGGAGCACAAGAUAUUCCUGUUGAAGGUGUUGCUGCCUUUACACAAAGUCAAGUCCCUUAGUGUCUAUCACCCGCAGCUGGCGUACUGUGUGGUGCAGUUUCUAGAGAAGGACAGCACCCUCACGGAACCGACAGUGAUGGCUCUGUUGAAGUACUGGCCAAAGACCCACAGUCCAAAGGAGGUGAUGUUCCUCAACGAGCUGGAGGAGAUUUUGGACGUCAUCGAACCCUCUGAGUUUGUCAAGGUCAUGGAGCCCCUCUUCAGACAGCUGGCCAAGUGCGUGUCCAGCCCACACUUCCAGGUGGCAGAGAGGGCGCUGUACUACUGGAACAACGAGUACAUAAUGAGUCUGAUCAGUGACAAUGCCGCCAGAAUCCUCCCUAUCAUGUUCCCCUCGCUCUACCGCAACUCCAAGACCCACUGGAACAAGACGAUCCACGGUCUGAUCUACAACGCCCUGAAGCUCUUCAUGGAGAUGAACCAGAAGCUAUUCGACGACUGCACACAGCAGUUCCGAGCAGAGAAGAACAAAGAGAAGGCCAAGUGGAAAGAGCGAGAAGAAGCGUGGGUGAAGAUCGAGAAUCUGGCCAAGUCCAAUCCUCAGUUCCUGGUGUACGUGGACCAGUCAGGCCUGGGUAGUCCCAUGGAGACAGACGGACCAAUGAUAGAGGACUUCAACAUGCUGAAGAGGACUAUAGAGGAAGAGGCCACACAGCUCCAGAGGAACGAGCGUAAGGAGCGUCCGCUGGUCAGGAGGAAGUCUGAGCUGCCUCAAGACAUUUCCACCGUCAAUGCCCUGGAGACGCACAGGAGGGCCGAGGACAUGGUAACACCACACGACGGCCACUAGAGACCACACACAGUACAGUCCGAUGCACACUGACAGUCCGAUGCACACUGACAGUCCGAUGCACACUGACAGUCCGAUACGGACGGAAGGACACGACAGACGGACCAGCACAGAAGAGAAGAGAACAGAAUGACCUGGCUGAAAAAAUCUGGAGCUCAAACCAAAUCAGCACAACUCUACUUAGCCCAGUCCAACUAUGACAGUUGAUCCCCAGUCCACUCCAGCCCUGCGCAACAGAUGUCAAUGGCACAGGACGUUAUGGCAUGACCAAACAUGACAUUGUUUCCCUCGCCCCACCUCCCUAUCCCUCUGUUCUGCUCUCGCUGUCUUGUAAAAGCGCUCUAGGGUGCAGUGGUGUCCCCUUCUGGUUAUUUCUCUCAGGUUUUCUUGUUUUUAUUUGUUGGUUUGUUUCUGUUCUUUUUCUCUCAUUAAUGAUGUCAUGUUCUUUGGAAAUCCGACUGGCGAACAGACAUGUAUUAUAGGCACAUGCUGUACGUAAUGGGCGAAGGAAGAAGCAGCUUGGUUGAAGACCACUUUUUAUUUUCUUCCAAUCUCUACUUGAGCAUAGAAAGGAAAGCGCCGUACUUCUUCCUCAGAGCCCCAUUACAGCUGCUUUUACCAUGAGCUUUACCCUUCUCUCUCUGUGUGCAUUUUUCUUUGUUCUGCUAUGAUUGGUUAGGAGGAGAAGCAAGGGGGACAGUCGGCGGACUGUCUGUUGGUCAACAGACGUUGUUGUAAUGGAGUUGUGGGGAUUUAAAUGUGCUGGCCUGAGGAAGGUUGAGGCUGAGGGACAGGAAGGGGUUCUUCUGUCCUCGACUGGAUAUCUGCUGGUCUGUACAAACAUAGUUUGGUGCCAACUUCACUUUUUUUUAUCUGAAUGAUAUUGUAGGCAAUAAGUUGACCCAGGUUGCAGUGUGUUUGGGUUGUUCACACAAUGGUCAAUGGUUUUCUGGAGCCAUUGGAGUUUACUGUCCAUGUAAAAACAAAAGACACAGACUCCGUCUGUGUACUUCACAAUCCCCAUCAGUCUUUCAGUCCUCAUUAAUAUUGAUCAAUGUUAUCCAACUCCUGUCAUGUUAUUGAUGUGAAAACUCCAAGGUCUAAUUUUAUAGUUCAGUGUUUAUAGACUCCCAUUUUGAGUUUUAGUGUGUGUGAGUGGGACAAGAGGAACCGAACUGGGCUACACACAGAGGAAUACUCAUCGCUGGUUUUUCUACUCUUCAUAGCCAAAAUCCCUUUCUUUCUGAUGUUGCUGUUAUGUGUUAGCAAGUAGUAGGCUAGUUCAGCCAUAUAAAGACCAUUCUGUCUGGAGAAACCGAGUCAAAUUUGAACACAAGCCUUUCUUUUCAUAGUGCCUUUAUUGUACAUGGGGGACAUCGGCUAAACUGGGAAAGAAUAGAAGACUAACGUUAUUUGAAGGCCAAACCAUGUUACAUUCAUCAUUAGCUUCCUAACAGACCAGAGAGAGAGAGACGUCGAAACACACUGCCCCAGAAUAUUGUUAAAUCUACAAAGCUGAUGAUGGUGGUCAAGCUAGAGAGGAGUGGAGUAGCCCCAAUGACUUAACAUGGAAGGACUUCCUGAUUUUUAAAACAUGAACAAUAAAAAUAUCCAAAAUGAGUCAGUCAUGCUGUGUGGUCUGCUCGGUUCUGUCAGUCCCUCUGUGUGCCCGCUGAAUAACGUGUAGAGAAGGAUGCUUCCCAAUUAACCUCUAAUUCCCUGUUCCAUUUAGGAUCUAUCCCAAAUGGCAACUUAUUCCCCUAGAGCCCUAUAGACCUUGAUCAAAAGUAGUGCACUAUAUAGGAAAUAGUGUGCCAUUUGAGAUUCUAUCAAGAGUGUUGAUGUAUGUUGCAGUACCAUUGUUUGCACCCCCAGACAGACAAGAACUCUGGCUGUAUCCCUGUAGAGAAGCUCACCAUCCAGGUGGUGCUGCUGUGUAUGUUUGUGUGAGACUGUUUCGGGAUGCUUGCAGGGUCUAUUCCUUUGCCUGCAAAUUCUAUUAUUUGCCUGUUCAAAUUAUUAUCUUUUUUUUUAACCUUUUAUUUUACUAGGCAAGUCAGUUAAGAACAAAUUCUUAUUUUCAAUGACGGCCUAGGAACAGUGGGUUAACUGCCUGUUCAGGGGCAGAACGACAGAUUUGUACCAUGUCAGCUCGGGGAUUUGAACUUGCAAACUUUCGGUUACUAGACCAACGCUCUAACCACAAGCCUAGUUGAAGGUGCGAAUGGUAGAUUUACUACCAUGAUCACGUUUUGCGGUUUCUUUUUCGUUUCUUUUUUUAAGAAAUAACAUUCACCCAUUUAUGCCAUCCCCUUCCACUCCCAACUAUUUUGCUGUACAAUUACUAUAAGGAAGUCUAGAGUGCUUUAUAGAUGGCACAAACAACUGGAUGGCUCCAGGGUUGUGGUCAAUUCACUUACAUUUUCUUAAAUUAAGGAAGUAAACUUAAAUUCCAAUUCAUUGCUUCUCAAAGAAGAGAAUUGGCUCUUCAGUUGACUUCCUGAAUUGACAAAGUAGAAUGGUUCCCAACCCUGUCUAUUCCAAUGUCCUGAGAACCGAGGACUUCACUUUGGUGAUAUCAAAUGACUUUAAUAUUAUAGUUUCUUUGGAGCCCUCUUUAUAUUUUACAUAAGCACAUUUUUUUCAAUUUUUUUUCCAAAAGAAUAAUACUGCAAGUGUCCUUUUAGUAGACAUCCUGUACUAAAUGGCUUAAUCUACUAUUGUACAUAUAAUGUACUUUUAUUUGAUCUGUGUAUUAUUAAAUGGUAGAUGCCCCUGUGUACAUACAGGAAACAAAGGUUAUUAGCUACUGCAGACAGUUUGGAUGUGGCACAGACUACAAUAUGUGACUAUUUUGCAUUUAGAGCAGUUAAGAAUUUGAAUUAUAAUAUUUUUUUAUCGCUUUGUAAUUAAACAAUUUGUUUUACAGCAUUUAAAAAAUGUGAAGUGAUCCUACAUUAGCAUUUUGUGAGUGUUUUUAUGAGAAAAAAAAACAGCUGUGUACAUCAACAUAUGGUAAAUAAAGAAUGUGUUUUUUUAUAUUUUCAUCCAA